Messenger RNA from Charadrius vociferus (killdeer), 1117 nucleotides. It is a transcript of the gene SNUPN, whose product is annotated as snurportin 1. Gene Ontology annotation, cellular component: nucleus; cytoplasm. The record is from RefSeq and is a predicted model, not a curated record. The coding region runs from base 1 to 954 and encodes 317 amino acids. The transcript is spliced from 8 exons. NCBI's taxonomy places the organism in Eukaryota, Metazoa, Chordata, Aves, Charadriiformes, Charadriidae. Gene Ontology annotation, biological process: snRNA import into nucleus.
AUGGCGAGGCGGCUGGACUACGUGAACCAUGCCAGGAGGCUGGCGGAGGACGACUGGGCAGGGGUGGAGAGCGAGGGCGAGGAGAAGGAGGAGGGGGAAGAUGGGGAGGAAGAGGAGAUGGACGUGGAUGCUGGCAAGAAGCUGCCCAAGCGCUAUGCCAAUCAGCUGAUGCUGUCUGAAUGGCUGGUCGAUGUCCCAUUGGAUCUGGAGCAGGAGUGGGUUGUAGUGGUGUGUCCCGUCGGGAAAAGGGCGCUGGUUGUGGCAUCCAGGGGCACAACAGCAGCUUACACCAAGAGCGGCUUCUGCGUCAACAGGUUCCCGUCCCUGCUGCCAGGGGGGAACCGGCACAAUUCAACCAGCGAGAAAGUGUACUGCAUCUUGGACUGCAUCUACAAUGAGGUAAAGCAGACGUACUAUAUCCUCGAUGUGAUGUGCUGGAGAGGACACCCUGUUUAUGACUGCCAGACCGACUUCAGAUUCUUCUGGCUUUCCUCAAAGAUCCAAGAGGAGGAAGGGCUGGGAGAGAAAAGCAGGAUUAAUCCAUUCAAAUUUGUGGGCCUGCAGAACUUCCCCUGCACCUCGGACAGCCUGUGUAAGGUUCUGGCUAUGGACUUCCCCUUCGAGGUUGAUGGACUUCUCUUCUAUCACAAGCAAACCCACUAUACCCCCGGCAGCACCCCGCUGGUGGGCUGGCUCCGGCCUUACAUGGUACCCGAAAUCCUGGGGCUCGCCGUGCCCGCCACCGCGCUCACUGCCAAACCAGACUACGCUGGGCGUCAGCUCCAGCAGAUCAUCGAGAGCAAGAAGAGUAAAAAGCUGGCAGGGGAAAAGGGUCAGCCGAGCAGCGCGGCGGCUGCGAGGAACGGACAUUAUGAGCUGGAACACUUGUCUACCCCUCAGCCAGCAAACUCUCUGGAGGGUCAGGACGAAGCAGUGAGCCAGAUGGAGAAUUAGGCUGCUGGGACAGACCGGUUGGGUAAGGAGAAAGCAAAAGGUUCCCCGCUUCUCACUGUCGCUCACGCUCCCUGAGAGGGGGGCAAAGGUAAUGAUAGGAUGGUUUUGUUUAAAGGGCACGGAAGUGGAAUGUCUCACUCCCAAGUGCUGCUGGAUUAUUUUU